Molecule: messenger RNA, 1350 nt
Organism: Ficedula albicollis (Collared flycatcher)
Lineage: Eukaryota; Metazoa; Chordata; Aves; Passeriformes; Muscicapidae
Gene: FGF9
Product: fibroblast growth factor 9
Exons: 4
Coding region: 56-811 (251 amino acids)
Biological process (GO): cell differentiation; lung development; positive regulation of protein phosphorylation
Cellular component (GO): cytoplasm
Molecular function (GO): growth factor activity; fibroblast growth factor receptor binding
Source: RefSeq, a predicted model, not a curated record
UAGGACCUCGGAGAAUCCUUCCAGCAGCAAUCAGGACUACCUUAAACCCAGCCCAAUGCCUCUUCCUGCGCCACUCUGCGUGCUGGAUGGAGAUCCACAGUCAAGAGCUGCAGCUCAGUGCUGGAGUACAACAUUUCACAGGGAGCCCUGCAGAAGCAACACCUGUUUCGAGCCAGCCAAGAAAGACACAAGCACUUGUGAAGUUGGGAACUAUUUCGGUGUGCAGGAUGCAGUACCCUUUGGGAAUGUGCCCGUUUUGCCGGUGGAUAGUCCGGUUUUGUUAAGUGACCACCUGGGUCAGUCUGAGGCAGGUGGGCUACCCAGGGGGCCUGCGGUCACGGACUUGGACCAUUUAAAGGGGAUCCUCAGGCGGAGGCAGCUAUACUGCAGGACUGGAUUUCAUUUAGAAAUCUUCCCCAAUGGUACUAUCCAGGGAACCAGGCAAGACCACAGCAGAUUUGGUAUACUGGAAUUUAUCAGUAUAGCAGUGGGCUUGGUCAGCAUCCGAGGAGUCGACAGUGGACUUUACCUUGGAAUGAAUGAGAAGGGGGAACUGUAUGGCUCGGAAAAAUUAACCCAGGAGUGUGUAUUCAGAGAGCAAUUUGAAGAAAACUGGUAUAACACAUAUUCAUCAAAUCUAUAUAAACAUGUGGACACUGGAAGACGAUACUACGUUGCGUUAAAUAAAGAUGGGACUCCACGAGAAGGGACUAGGACUAAACGGCAUCAAAAAUUUACACAUUUUUUACCUAGACCAGUGGACCCUGAGAAAGUACCAGAACUAUAUAAGGAUAUUUUAAGCCAAAGUUGACAAAGACAAUUCCUUCACUUGAGCCCUUAAAAAGUAACCACUAUAAAGGUUUCAUGCGGUGGGUUCUUAUUGAUUAGCUGUGUCAUCACAUCAGCUCCACUGUUGCCAAACUUUGUCGCAUGCAUAAUGUAUGAUGGAGGCUUGGAUGGAACAUGCUGAUUUUGUUCUGCACUUAAAGGUUUGUCCUCCUGGAGGAGAGCCUAUGCCCACUCGCUUGAUUUAGUACGAGAGGGAGCGCGAGAGAGUGAGUGCGAGAGAGAGAGAAAGGGAGAGGAUGAAUGGGAGUGAGAGCGCGCGAGAGAGGAGCCGAGGGGAGGAGGAGGGUGAGGAGGAGGAGGAAGGCCUGAUGCAUGCUGGGGAAUAGACACGCUUUUAAAUUUUUGAUCAGUUGUACUUCGUCAUAUAUCAGCAUAGCUGCCAUACUUCGAUUCAUCAGGAUUUUUGGCUGGUGGCCUGCUCAAGUGUACGCUGCAUUUACAAAGGCAUGGAGGGUGCAGUCUUACUUAAACAAGAGACUUUUCAGUUAAUCGCUCUCUGGG